Molecule: messenger RNA, 2577 nt
Organism: Camelina sativa (false flax)
Lineage: Eukaryota; Viridiplantae; Streptophyta; Magnoliopsida; Brassicales; Brassicaceae
Source: RefSeq, a predicted model, not a curated record
AAAAUAUUCAUGAUGACCAUGUCAUGUCUCCGUUUACAUUUUCUCUCUGUAAAAUUACUUUGUUUUGCCUUUGCUUCAAGCAUCUUAAUGAUUGAUGCUCUUGUUGUUGGACUUUCUACUUGUCAUCCUGACCAGAUUCAAGCACUUAUGCAGUUCAAGAACGAGUUUGAUUCCCGUGGUUGUAACCAUAGUGAAUACUUCAACGGAGUCCGGUGCAAUAACACGACAGGUGCAGUCACAAAGCUACAGCUCCCAAGUGGCUGUCUCAAUGGAAUCCUCAAGGCCAACAGUAGCCUCUUCGGACUGCAUCAGCUCCGUUCGCUUGAUCUCUCUCACAACAACUUCACCUCCUCUUCACUCCCUUCCGGAUUCGGCAAUCUCAACAAAUUAAAGGUCUUGUCCCUUUCCUCUAAUGGCUUCACCGGUCAAGUUCCUUCCUCAUUUAGUAACCUCAGCAUGCUAACCGAUUUGAACAUUUCCCAAAACGAGCUCAUCGGUAGUUUCCCACAUGUAUGGAAUCUAACCAAGCUAUCAGUUUUAGACCUUUCUCAUAAUCACUUCACCGGAACCAUCCCUUCUUCUCUGCUCUCCAUGCCAUUUUUGUCAUAUCUUGAACUGAGUGAAAACCAUUUCACCGGUUCAUUUGAAGUUCCAAACUCCACUUCUUCAUCAAGGCUUGAAACCCUAUACCUUGGGCAUAACCAUUUUGAUGGACAAAUCUUAGAGGCCGUCUCAAAGUUCAUCACCCUCAAAGAUCUUGAUCUUUCUUACCUAAAUAUAAGUUACCCAAUUGACUUAAACCUAUUCUCUUCUCUUGAAUCAUUGUUGAGCGUUGAUCUUUCUGGUAAUAGUAUAUCAGCGGCUAGUUUACGCUCAUAUUCAUAUUUCCCACUGAACAUGGAGAGAUUAGUCUUGUCAGGUUGCGACAUAGGCCAAUUCCCAAAUUUCUUGAAGACCCUUCAUAACUUAGAGCUUAUUGACAUUUCUCACAAUAAAAUCAAAGGGAAAGUCCCUAAGUGGUUCUGGACCCUUCCGCAUCUGCUCGUCGUGAGGGUUGCUGACAAUUCGCUCAACGGUUUUGAAGGUUCUUUAGCAGAGGUUUUAGUAAACUCAUCGGUGCAGAUAUUAAGCUUGGCAUCAAAUAACUUUAAGGGGCCAUUUCCUGAUCCACCACGCUUUAUCAACCUCUUGAAUGCACGAAACAAUAGUUUCACUGGGAAUAUACCGCUUUCAACAUGCAACCGCAGCUCUUUCAAGCUUCUUAUUCUAUCUUACAACAACUUCACCGGUCCAAUUCCUCAAUGCCUAAGUAACUUUAGGAUAGUGAAACUCCGGAAGAACAACUUGGAAGGAAGUAUCCCGGACAUGUUCUAUGUUGGUGCCUCUAUACAGACACUUGACAUUGGCUACAAUCAACUAGCGGGACAGCUUCCAAGGUCUCUAGUAAAUUGCUCUCGUCUUCAGUUUCUAAGCGUUGACAACAACAUUAUCAAAGACACAUUUCCUUUUUGGCUCAAGGUGUUACCGAAUUUGCAAGUUCUUACCCUCAGUUCAAACAAAUUCUAUGGUCCUAUGUCUCCUUAUGAUCAAGGACCUCUAGGGAUUCCCGAGCUGCGGAUACUUGAUAUAUCACAUAACAAUUUUGGUGGAAGUUUGCCAGCAAGUUACUUUAUGAAUUGGGAAGCAUUAUCUCUCAAGAUGAAUGAAGAUGGGAGUUUAUAUAUGGUAUACAACAAGGAAGCUUACAAGAAUGUUUACUAUAUAUAUGAAGAUGUCAUAGAUUUGCAAAACAAAGGUCUAUUUAUGGAGCAAGUGAAAGUGCUCACUCUAUAUGGCGCCAUUGAUUUUUCAGGUAACAGAUUUGAAGGAAAUAUUCCUGAAUCUAUUGGUCUCUUGAAGGCAUUGAUUUCGCUCAACUUAUCGAACAACGCAUUUACAGGCCAAAUUCCUCUGUCUUUAGAAAAUCUUACGGAUCUCGAGUCAUUAGACCUUUCAAGAAACAAACUCUCAGGGACUAUUCCUAAUGGACUAGGGAGCCUCUCGUUUUUGGCGUACAUUAAUGUGUCUCAAAACCAACUCAAAGGUGAUAUACCACAAGGGACACAGAUUAUUGGACAAGCUAAAUCCUCCUUUGAUGGGAAUGCAGGGCUUUGUGGUCUUCCUCUAGAACAAAGUUGCUUCGAAUAUAGUGUGCCUGCAAUGCAACCAAAGCAAGAAGACAAAGAAGAAGAAGAAGAAGAAGAUGAGGUGUUGAACUGGAAAGCAGUGGCUAUAGGAUUUGUUCCUGGAGUGUUGUUUGGAUUGGCAAUUGUAAAACUCAUUGCUUCAUACAAGCCAGAAUGGCUUGCCAAAAUUAUUGGUCCUGAAAAGCGCAAACACCGUUAGAUGAUUAACCUGGUUUUACAUGUGAUCUUUGAACGUCUAUAUCAAAACGUUGCUGGUUAGUGGUUCCUUAUGUUUUUUUGUAUGGUCAUGUGAGGCUUUGUUCUAUUUCCUUUUCAAUAAAGUAAGAAUGCUGAACUUUUGGUAGUUGGAUAAAUCUUAUAAUGAUGGCAUUUGGAAAGGUUUGAUUCACCA